Molecule: messenger RNA, 1001 nt
Organism: Chenopodium quinoa (quinoa)
Lineage: Eukaryota; Viridiplantae; Streptophyta; Magnoliopsida; Caryophyllales; Amaranthaceae
Product: cancer-related nucleoside-triphosphatase homolog
Exons: 6
Coding region: 130-708 (192 amino acids)
Molecular function (GO): ATP hydrolysis activity
Source: RefSeq, a predicted model, not a curated record
GGAGGAAUUACUCUAUAAUUUAACUUACCCUUGUAGUUUUACACCGUGUUUAAAAUAGGACAACGGGGUAGAUUUAUUAUUAUUUUUUUUUUCUACGUAUACUGGGAAUCCUUCCAAAGAAACUUAACAAUGGCAGCGCCUGGAAAAUGCAUAUUGGUUUCAGGUGCCCCAGGUGUAGGAAAAACAACUUUAAUAAUCAGAGUAUUGGAAAAUCUGAGAGCUUUAAACCCCAAUUUGAAGGUCCAAGGUUUCUAUACUCGUGAGAUUAGGCAAGGAAAUGAGAGGGUUGGUUUUGAGGUGGUAACUGUGAAUGGUCAAAGAGGUACCCUUGCUUCUAUUAACAAUCCCAGCCCUGAAUCUGCACGGUGGCCUACUGUUGGAAGAUAUCGGGUGGAUAUAGCUUCUUUUGAUAAUGUAGCUUUGCCUGAGUUGCAGAUUAAAGAAGAUACAGACCUGUUUGUUAUCGAUGAAGUUGGUAAGAUGGAGCUGUAUAGUUCAUCAUUCUUUCCUGCAGUCUUGAACCUCUUGAACUCCAAUAUCCCUCUCUUGGCUACAAUACCAAUCGCAAGACAUGGCCGAGAUAUACCCGGAGUUGCAAGGCUGAGAAACCAUCCGGGGGCAAUCAUCUACACGCUCGACCCUAAUAACAGGGAUACAUAUAGGGAAAGGGUUUACUCUCACUUGGUUGAUCUAUUCGCUAAGAAUUAGAAGUUGCAGACUUGGUGAUGUCUUUGGGGAUCAAAAAUGGUGUUGAAAUGAAAGCUCCAAUUUGUUCUUUGUUUUAUUUUCUUGGUGGUGUGUUCAAUUUUUAAUCCUUUGAUUAUAGUCCUUACUGAUGGUGUAUGUUGUUUAUAUGAAAAAAGAUUUGAGAAUGCAUUAUAGGGAUAAUAAACGUCAAACUAAAGAAAUAGAGGUUGUAAAUUCUUCAAAUCCGUAUUAUUAAAGCAAUGUAUGUAUAAACAAGAGACAUAAGAAGCGUUAACACUCAACUUUUAGGGAUU